This is a messenger RNA of Eupeodes corollae, 1297 nucleotides long. RefSeq names its product protein MAK16 homolog (gene Rbm13). NCBI's taxonomy places the organism in Eukaryota, Metazoa, Arthropoda, Insecta, Diptera, Syrphidae. Gene Ontology annotation, biological process: maturation of LSU-rRNA; maturation of 5.8S rRNA. The record is from RefSeq and is a predicted model, not a curated record. The transcript has 5 exons. Gene Ontology annotation, cellular component: preribosome, large subunit precursor; nucleolus. Bases 100 to 1164 code for a protein of 354 amino acids.
UUCAUACUUUCGGUGCCUUCACACGUGUUUUAUUUUUAUUCAAAACUAAUUGCAACUAACUUUUAAUUUUGCCGAUAUUUAACAAAAAACUUCAACAAAAUGCAAACUGACGAUGUUGUUUGGAGCAUCAUCAACAAAACUUUCUGUUCGCACAAAGUCAAAACUGACACCCGUACAUUUUGCCGCCAUGAAUACAAUUUAACAGGUCUCUGCACGAGAAGAACCUGUCCGCUAGCCAACAGUCAAUAUGCCACCAUCCGCGAGGAGAAUGGUAUCAUAUAUCUGUUUAUGAAGACCGCCGAACGUUCCCACAUGCCCAACAAACUAUGGGAGCGUGUCAAAUUGUCACGUAACUUUGAAAAAGCCAUCCAACAAAUCAACGAGAAUCUAGUCUUCUGGCCAAAGUACAUGAUUGCCAAAAACAAACAACGUUUUGUAAAGAUCACUCAAUAUCUGAUUCGUAUGAGAAAGCUGAAGUUACGCAGGCAAAAGCUUAUUGUGCCACUUUCGAGGAAGAUUGAACGUCGUGAAGCGCGCAGAGAACAGAAGGCUCUUAUUGCUGCCAAGAUUGACAAUCACAUUGAAAAGGAAUUGCUGGAGCGUUUGAAGAAGGGAACCUAUCAAGACAUCUAUAACUUCCCACAGACAGCAUUCAACAAAGCUUUGCAGGCUGAAGAUGUGGACGAUGAAGAAGAAGUCGAGGAGGAGCAAGAAAUCGAGAAGGAAAUGGAAUUGGAUGAUGAAGUAGAAAGAGAGCUUAACAUGGAUGAAGAAUUCGUUGAAGCCGAUUCGGAAGAUGAUGAUGACGAUGAUGAAGAUGAAGUCGACGACGAUGAUGACGAGGAUGUGGAAGAGGUUGAAAGUGAUUCCGGCAACAAGGAAGAAGUAGAAAUGGACAGUGAUUUCGAAUCUUCAGAUGGAUCUGAUAUUGAGGAUAACGGUGUUGGUGCAUUUGUAAAAAGACCCAAGGAUAUCAGUGAUAAAAAAGAUGCUAAAUCAAGAAAAGAUUCUACGACAAAAUCAACAGCAUCAUCAGCAGAAGCAGCAACAGCUAGCGAUAGUAGAAAAAUCGUUAAGGGCAAGCGACGACUUAAGAAACCCAAAGUGGAAAUCGAAUAUGAAAUGGAAGCUGAUGCCCCGGCACGGGAAAGGAUACAUAAGUGAGAUGCCCAAUGAGCAUGUCACUGCCCUGCGUUGCCUCCUGAAUGCUCCCUUCCGUGAUAUAAAUACGCCGGCCAUCACAGAUCGUGUUGCUCCAGUCAGAGAUGUGGUUUUCCUCGACGAGGAUGCCAACCAC